AAGCCACCACCUCCCAAAUGUGAUGGGAACUCCUCGGUAUGCAGCACAGCAGACUACAAGCCACCUGAGGAAGAAGAACAGCCCGAGGAAGAGGAGAACCCUGAUGGAGAGCAACCUGAGGAGUGUUUCACUGAGGCCUGCGUAAAGAGAUUCCCUUUCCUCUAUGUUGACAUUACCUCAGAGCGGGGGAAAAUAUGGUGGAACCUUCGAAGGGCCUGCUUCACAAUGGUGGAGCACAACUGGUUCGAGACAUUCAUCGUAUUCAUGAUUCUGUUGAGUAGUGGGGCCUUGGCAUUUGAAGACAUCUACAUUGAGCAAAGGAAGGUGAUCCGGACAAUCCUGGAGUAUGCGGACAAAGUCUUCUCCUAUGUAUUCGUCUUGGAGAUGCUGCUCAAGUGGGUGGCUUAUGGCUUUAAGGUGUAUUUCACCAACGCCUGGUGCUGGCUCGACUUCCUCAUUGUAGAUGUCUCCAUCAUCAGCCUGGUGGCCAACUGGUUGGGUUACUCUGAACUUGGGGCCAUCAAGUCACUCCGAACACUACGGGCACUAAGGCCACUCCGGGCCCUGUCCAGAUUUGAAGGAAUGAGGGUAGGUGUUCCAGGGACCUGGGACUGGGGGAGAAUGAGAGAGGGGACUUGAAGAAGGGAGAAGAGAAGCAGCCAAGAAAUAGUGAGUAAACUUGUUUUCAGUGUCACUAAUCCUUAUUUGCUCUUCUUUUGCCCAAGGGACCUUCUAACUCAGCAAGAGAAAGACAGGGAGAAGAUAGGGAACCAUAUAUCCAUAGCCUAUGUGGCUGGUGACCCAGCUUCACUCAAAGCUAAACACUCACCUACCUAGAAGCUUUUCACACCAAAGGCUUCCUCAGGGUAGAAUUUGUUGAGUAAUCCAGAUUAAGUUAUAGCAAGGGGAAAGGGGGGUAAAGAAAGAGGGAAAGUUCAGUCAUGUCUGACUCUUCGUGAU
Messenger RNA from Gracilinanus agilis (Agile Gracile Mouse Opossum), 960 nucleotides. Its product is annotated as sodium channel protein type 4 subunit alpha-like. The transcript has 4 exons. The annotation marks the transcript as partial. Gene Ontology annotation, molecular function: voltage-gated sodium channel activity. The record is from RefSeq and is a predicted model, not a curated record. Lineage: Eukaryota; Metazoa; Chordata; Mammalia; Didelphimorphia; Didelphidae. Gene Ontology annotation, cellular component: voltage-gated sodium channel complex; plasma membrane; axon. Gene Ontology annotation, biological process: sodium ion transmembrane transport; membrane depolarization during action potential; neuronal action potential.